CCCUGGGGUUAUCGGGUCCCAGGGGCCGGCCGAGCCGUUUCCUGGGGAAACCAUAAUCUCGGUUCCUUUCCGAUCCUGGCGCUUCCUUGGAGGCCAGGUCCGGGCCGGGGCCCGAGCGGGAGUGCCCUUCUCGGAGGAGCGCCUGGAGCGGAGAGGAUGUGGGCUGGAGCUCGGGUGCCGCCCCCCAGCCAAGCUGUGAGAUCCCGGGCGAGCCGACCCCUCUCUCAGCCUCAAGUGUCUUAUCUGUGAAGUGGGGCGACGACCUUUGGGUGCUUACUGCACCCAGACGUCCUCGGCAUAUUGUGACUCUUGUGGGGACAGUGAGAACCACACCGUGUCUUGGGGACACCGGAGCUGUCAGCCCAGGAGGUGGCGGGCGCCGGGGUCCACGUGGGCCAGGCGGGGUCUCCCGGGGCCGCCCGCCCCUUCCCGGCACCUCCUCGCGCCCUGUUCGUCGCCUGUGGGCCUGAGUUUCCCCUCCCGCUCUCGGCCUGUCCCACCCGAAUCAGGUGGCCUCUGGUCCCAGGCUUCUGCGCCCUGAGUCGGGGGAUGGAGGACCCGGCCAGCGCCAGCGGGACGGCGGGGCGGGGCGGGGCUUCCCUCGGCGGGGGUGGGGCCUUCGGACCGGCCAGAGCCGGUUUGGCCGCCAGCCGGCCACCAGAGACCCCCCAGACCGGCCAGUCGCCUUGUGCGUGCUCCGCGCUCCCGGUCCCCGCGCCCCGACGGCCGCGCCAUGUGUAUCUGCGGGACGCUGCACGCGGCGCUGGAGCAGGGCCCUGAGCGCUGCCGCGCGGGGCCCCGAGACCUCCUUGAGGCCCGCCGGCCGCUGGCCCAUGAGCGCCUGGGUGAGGCCCUACGUGUGAUACACCAGGUCGUCUACAAGUACCCACUGCUUAACACCUUGGAGACACUCACAGCUGCUGGAACCCUCAUUGCCAAGAUCAAAGGCUUCCGUUAUGAGUGUAACAAUGAGUCGGACAAGCAGGAGUUUGAGAAGGCCCUGGAGACGAUCGCAGUGUCCUUCAGCAGCACCGUGUCGGAGUUCCUCAUGGGCGAAGUGGACAGCAGCACCCUCCUGUCGCUGCCCCCCGGGGACCCGAGCCAGUCCAUGGAGAGCCUGUACGGACCAGGGAGCGAGGGCGCCCCCACCGGCGCGGAGGACUGUGACGAGGGCUGCCCGCCCCCCGAGGCCGUGGACGUACUGCUGCAGCGCUGUGAGGGCGGCGUGGACGCGGCGCUGCAGUACGCCAAGAACAUGGCCAAGUACAUGAAGGACCUCAUCGGCUACCUGGAGAAGCGCACCACGCUGGAAAUGGACUUUGCCAAAGGCCUGCAGAAGAUCGCGCUCAACUGCAGACAGAGCCUCAUGCAGGAGCCCCACAUGCCCCUCCUGUCCAUCUACUCGCUGACCCUGGAGCAGGACCUGGAGUUCGGCCACGGCCUGGUGCAGGCGGCGGGCACGCUGCAGACGCAGACCUUCUUGCAGCCCCUGAACCUGCGGCGGCAAGAACACGAGAAGCGGAGGAAGGAGAUCAAGGAGUCGUGGCACCGCGCCCAGAGGAAGCUGCAAGAGGCGGAAUACAACCUGCGCAAGGCUAAGCAGGGCUACACGCAGCGCUGCGAGGACCACGACAAGGCCCGCUUCCUGGUGGCCAAGGCCGAGGAGGAGCAGGCCAGCGCUGGGCCCGGGGCGGGGGGCGCCGCCUCCAAGACCCUGGACAAGCGGCGGCGCCUGGAGGAGGAGGCCAAGAACAAGGCGGAGGAAGCCAUGGCCACCUACCGCACGUGCGUGGCGGACGCGAAGACGCAGAAGCAGGGGCUGGAGGACGCCAAGGUGACGGCGCUGCGGCAGAUCCAGGAGGUCAUCCGGCAGAGCGACCAGACCAUCAAGUCGGCCACCAUCUCCUACUACCAGACGAUGCACAUGCAGACGGCGCCGCUGCCCGUGCACUUCCAGAUGCUCUGCGAGAGCAGCAAGCUCUACGACCCGGGCCAGCAGUACGCCUCCCACGUGCGGCAGCUGCAGCGCGGCGAAGAGCCCGACGUGCACUACGACUUCGAGCCCCACGUCCCCACCAACGCCUGGUCACCGGUCAUGCGCGCCCGGAAGGGCAGCUUCAACGUUAGCGACGCGGCGGGGGCAGAGGCCGCGGGCAGCCCCCCCGAGGAAGCUGGGCCCAGCGACGACCGCGCGCUGGCCAAGGAGCGCAGGGGCGGGCGCGGACACCAGGUGCACAAAUCGUGGCCCAUCUCCAUCUCCGACUCCGACAGCAGCCUGGACCCCAGCCCUAGCCCAGGGGACUUUAAGAAGUUCGAGCGGACGUCGUCCAGCGGGACCAUGUCGUCCAGUGAGGAGCUGGCGGACCAGGAGGGCAGUGCGGGGGCGUCUGCCUUCGAGCAAGCUGACCUCAACGGCAUGGCUUCCGAGCUGCCGCCGGUGGCCAUUCCCAGCGGGCCCUUCCGCCACGUGGGGCUGUCCAAGGCGGCCCGGACCCACCGGCUGCGGAAGCUGCGCACGCCCGCCAAGUGCCGCGAGUGCAACAGCUACGUGUACUUCCAGGGCGCCGAGUGCGAGGAGUGCUGCCUGGCCUGCCACAAGAAGUGUCUGGAGACCCUGGCCAUCCAGUGCGGCCACAAGAAGCUGCAGGGCCGCCUGCAGCUCUUUGGCCAAGACUUCAGCCAGGCAGCCUGCAGCACCCCGGACGGUGUCCCCUUCAUCGUCAAGAAGUGCGUCUGCGAGAUCGAGCGUCGGGCGCUGCGCACCAAGGGCAUCUACCGGGUCAACGGGGUGAAGACGCGCGUGGAGAAGCUGUGCCAGGCCUUCGAGACCGGCAAGGAGCUGGUGGAGCUGUCGCAGGCCCCGCCCCACGACAUCAGCAACGUUCUCAAACUCUACCUGCGCCAGCUGCCCGAGCCGCUCAUCUCCUUCCGCUUCUACCACGAGCUCGUGGGGCUGGCCAAGGACAAUCUGAAGGCGGAGGCCGAGGCUAAGGCGGCAUCCCGGGGCCGGCCGGACCCGGCCGAGAGCGAGGCUGCGGCCGUGGCCAUGGCGGGCCGGCUGCGGGAGCUCCUGCGGGACCUGCCGCCCGAGAACCGGGCGACGCUGCAGUACCUGCUGCGGCACCUGCGCAGGCUCGUGGAGGUGGAGCAGGACAACAAGAUGACGCCGGGGAACCUGGGCAUCGUGUUCGGGCCCACGCUGCUGCGGCCGCGGCCCACCGAGGCCACCGUGUCCCUCUCCUCCCUGGUGGACUACCCUCACCAGGCCCGCAUCGUCGAGACCCUCAUCACCCACUACGGCCUGGUCUUUGAGGAGGAGCCCGAGGAGAUGCUGGAGAGCCAGGACGGGCCGGCCAACCAGCGGGCCGAGGUGGCGCUCCAGGUGCCCUACCUGGAGGUGAGUGAGGAGGCCACCUUCCCCCGGCAGGAGGAGGCCGAAGAAGGGGGCCCAGAAUCCCGCGCCGCCUCCAAUGACUCUGACUCGGAGCUGGAGGAGACCUUGGACCCGCUGUCCCUGGCGGGCGGGGGCGCCCUGCCCCGCCUCAGCCUCCUGGAGAGCGUGGACGAGGGCCGGGGCGGCCGCAGCCGCAGCGGCAGCGAGGAGCAGCUGGGGGCCGAGGCAGGGGACGAGGACGGGGACAGGGACGGGCUCUGGGAGGGGCAUGGGGAGGGCCUGGCCGGGCAGCUCUCCGAGUCCAACACCAACCAGAGCAACAAUGUGGCCCAGGCCCGGCUGCACGCUAUGCAGCUCUGCGGCGGGCAGGUCUCGGCGGGCAGCGGCCGGGAGAGGCGGCCGGAGUUUGUCUAGACGGGGCGAAGGACAGGCCCGUCCCCUUCCUAGUUCCUGUCCCUGUGGACGUUCCUCAGCCCGGCCACGCCGGCCUGGACUACCAGAGCUGGUCGCCAUGAGAUCUCCUCCUCCUGGCCCGCAGCAACGAGGGCAUGGCUAGCUGCCUUUUCCAGAAGCUUCCAGGAGUGUGGCACGAGACUGUGGCCCGCCCUGCGCUCCUCUGCAUGCCCUGCAGGCCGGCUCGGCCGAGCUGGGGGAGUUUGCUCUUGGGAGGCGCCGUGGGGCUGUGUGGACAGAGAAGCCCCCUGGGUGACCCCUGCUCUCCCCUCGGGGCCGGCCACCCCCUGGACCGCAGGCCCUGCCCUGCCCUUGAGUCGCCAGGCCAGGGAAGGCCACUCUGGCCGCUGACAGUGGGGGUGGGCGGUGGCUUCAGGAUGCCCUUGAUUUUCCGGAAUACCAGGUGUGGACACCUGGGUUCAGGUACACGAUGAGGUCCCCAUGGGUCACGAUGCAGUUUUUUGACAUGCACAUUUAUUUUGCUUAAAAUAAAGCCUGUACUCAGA
Diceros bicornis minor is the source of this 4353-nucleotide messenger RNA. It is a transcript of the gene ARHGAP45, whose product is annotated as Rho GTPase activating protein 45. Bases 734 to 3808 code for a protein of 1024 amino acids. Gene Ontology annotation, cellular component: membrane. Lineage: Eukaryota; Metazoa; Chordata; Mammalia; Perissodactyla; Rhinocerotidae. Gene Ontology annotation, biological process: signal transduction; activation of GTPase activity. The record is from RefSeq and is a predicted model, not a curated record. The transcript is spliced from 22 exons. Gene Ontology annotation, molecular function: GTPase activator activity.